AUGUCGCACUCGGGCGGUGUGGUGGAGACGCUUCGACGCAGUGCUUCGCCUGGCACGCUGAAGCGCAAGCGUGACGGCCACUCUGCACCUAAUACCUUCUCCAAGGCCGCCAAGCUGUCUCACGCCACCACCUCAUCCACCAACGCGCACCGCCCUGGUGGCAUCGGCGCGAACGGUGACGCUCACAAGCAAUACCGCUCACCCGAUUCGGAUGAAACUGCGGACUCGGGUGAUGUUAUCCGUGGAGUUGGCUCUGCGAGUUCACUUGCGAGUACAGCUUCUUCACACUCACAUGCUUCUGCGUCGAACCGCAAGAGCUCGCGCGCCAACGGACUAACCCCGCUUACAAGCAUGUCGGACUCAACACCGCCAAAGCAGCACAGUCCCUCCAACGAAGAGAUGGCGACAUUCGGCGCCGUCGAUACCGCUUCUCAUAUACCUGCCUCGAAUGCCACACUUGAGCCCUGUUCAGCGCAAAAAGAGCGGCCUCGAAUGCUACCGCCACCAGGCAAAGCAAAAGGGUACAGAGUGGUUUGGGAUCCGGACUUAGACAACAAGCUCGGCAAAGAGGAGCGAAAGCGCGCUACACUUCGUAAGAGAGACUUCGGCACAGAGGUACGAGACUCUUUUCAUAUUUUGCUGAGCUUGCAUCCACGGCUUGCCAUUCCUGGCUAUAUGUCAGGUCAGUGCAGAAGCAAGGAUCGACCCAGUAAGGCGAUCUGGCGGCCGGCGCCGUACAACAUCCCGCCGUUUAAGAUCGACCGGAAUUCCAUUGGUCCUGGCGAGGCGCAACAAGUAGUGGUGCUUGGAUUCGAUCCUUUUCUGCCUGAAGCGACGUUGAAACUCAACUUUAGCACUUUCGGAAGUGUCGCAAUAGUGCAGCACAAGACCGAUCCGGAGACUGGCAGCUUCCUUGGAAUUGCCUCGAUUAAGUAUCGCGACACAUUCCGAGAUGGUGUGGAAGUCAAGGCGGUGGAGUCUGCGAAGCGAGCAGAGAGUGAGUUCAACGGCUCGCGCAUCGGCUUACACACGGUCAAAGUUGAGGUGGACCGCGAAGGCCGCAGGGUGAAGAAGUACGUAGAAGCUGCGCUGAAGAAGGCGAAAGAUGAGCGUGCAAAGGAGCGCAAGGCUAGCUUGGCUCCUCCGCCACCACCGAAAGCCGCGGCGAGACCACCAACAGACUCUCCGGUACCUCCAUCGAAACCUCCACCGAAUGCGCCGAAAGGCCCAUCAGGGAAGCAUGCGCCAAUUGUUCGAGAGGUCAAUCGAGACAUCAAGCCUCCGGAAGGCCCUCGAGCGGCAACGCUUCCCAACCCCAAAUCUACGGCAACAUCACUAAUCGAAGGCGACUUGGUGCUGAGCAAGAUCAAGCGCAAGCCAUACAUUCACAUUCCGCAAAGCUCAGUGCCUGUGCUGGGCACCACAAUACCACAUUUAAAGAAGCGGCUAAAAGCGUUCGACUGGCGAGAAGUCAGGCUUGACCGGACCGGCUACUAUGUCAUUUUCGAAGACUCAAAGCGUGGCGAGGAGGAGACAGAGCGUUGCUUCAACGAAUGCAACAUGGCCGCCUUGUUCACGUACAAGAUGGCUAUGGACUGCCAAAGGUACGGCAAUCCGGAAUACGAGCGCAGUCCCACUCCCGAGCGCAUGGUGGCCGACAAGCACAAGCGCGAGAACUUUGAGCGCCUGAAGCGCGAAGAGGAAGAAGAUCUGGAAAUCGAGAAGAAGCACCGCGCUGAGAACCUAGAUCCGGUGCUUGGCGCGCUCGAGCAGCUGCGCAGAGAGCUCCACGACAAGAUUCUCGGUGACAUCAAGACACGCAUCGCGAUACCCAUAUUCCAUGACAGCCUAGACCCUGCAAAACAUGCAGUCAAACGCAGGAAGCUAGGGCUUCCAGACCACGCAGACAAUGAGAACAAAGCCACGCCUUUGCUCUUCAACAAAGCCGGAGAAACAUCGCCUCACACGCCGAAAGGCCGGCACGGCCAUCCUCUGUCUCACUCCAAGCCAUUGCGACCGCACGAUCCGCAUGCUCAACGUGGCAGGAAAGGCGAGCGCGACCGUGGCGUUCCUGCUAACGCUUUCGUGGACGAGAGAAGGCGACGUCCUGCGCCACGGCCUACGCACGCGCGAAACCUGCAGUUUAGGUUGCAGCAAAUGUAUGCGGAUGAGGAUGAUUCAGACGAUGAGCGCCGGACCUCGCUCACGCGGGAUACGGAGGAUCAAGAAAGCAGACCGCUUAGUCGGGCAAGCCGGACCUCUACUCCCUUCGAUACGGACUCUAUCGCGGGUGAGACGCCGAAACACAAACGGCGCAAGAUCGCUGAUUGGGAUGAAGAGGAGAAGGAGGUGUUUGAUGGCUUGCAAAAGCAGUUGCUUGGUCAUCUGCUGCAUAAGGAGCCGGAAGACCUUGCAACACGCGAGCUGGAGCUGGUGGUCAAUACUCUGCCGAGAAGUUCGAAGUAUGCGACAAGGGCGCGGACUGAACUGUACAUUCGACAGCGGUCGAAGGCGGAUGAUGAUUUGUUCCUGGUCAUGAGUGAGCCAGGAAAGGUUGAAGAUGUAGAGAUGCGCGAUCGAGAUGAGGAGGAGGCUACGCCAUCGCUUGAGACGGAUGUUAAAGCGAUCAAAGAGAAGGCGAAGAGGAAGCGGAAAACGAAGAAGCAGAUUUUGGAGGAGCAAGCAGCGCUCAAGGCUGAGCUGAAGCAAGUGGAAGAGGACAGCAAGCCGGUUGUGGAAGAUGCUGUCACUAAGCUUGAGGAGAAGGAAAUCGAGCUCGAAGCUGUCGAAGAGCUGGAACAGCGAGGCUUGGCAUGGUGUCUCACCCACGACAAACCGCGCCGGGUUGUGGAAGAUCCAUACGACCUGCUCUUGGACAUCGAUGGCUGGCAAGAGAUCAUUAAGGACGACGAGGACUUCGCUUUUGCCAAGAAAGCUCUCGCUGAUGAGGCAGCAUAUGACUUCGGCAAUGCCGCACUUUGGGCCUGGAAGCAGAAGGAAAUCAAAGCGCUCAACACCGGCCUCCAUGGGCCCGUACAACAUCCCGACACGCUGAUCGAAGGGUACUACGUGCCCAAUCCAUCCGGCUCCGCUCGCACAGAGGGCGUUACGAAGAUACUCAACGAGGAGAAAUCCAAGUACCUGCCUCACCGCAUCAAAGUGCAAAAAGCAAGAGAAGAGCGCCAGGCACUGGCCAAAGCCAACCCGGCUGCCGCGGUAGAGGCGGCGAAGCUUGCGGCUGCGGAGAAGAGCGCGAGCACGGCGACAAGCCGCAGUAACCGCGUCAACAACCGGAGGUUGGUCAACGACAUCAACCUGCAGAAGCAAGCCAUUGUCGCCAGCACCACCUCCACCGCCGAACGCGACAUUGACGUUGCAGUCCGCUUCAACCAGCUCAAGAAGCGCAAGAAGCUUGUCAAAUUCGACCGUUCGGCCAUCCACGGCUGGGGCCUUUACGCCGAAGAGAACAUCACCGUCAACGACCUCAUCAUCGAGUACGUCGGCGAAAAGGUCCGGCAGAAGGUCGCGGACCUCCGCGAAUUGCGGUAUGAGAAGCAGGGUGUCGGAAGUUCUUACCUCUUCCGGAUGAUGGACGAUGAGAUUGUGGAUGCGACGAAGAAGGGUGGGAUUGCGAGAUUCAUCAAUCACUCUUGCAGUCCGAAUUGCACAGCGAAGAUUAUCAAGGUGGAGGGGACGCCGAGGAUUGUUAUCUACGCGCUUAAGGAUAUUGGGAAGAAUGAGGAGCUUACGUACGAUUACAAGUUCGAGCGCGAGUAUGGCUCGACUGACCGGAUACCAUGUCUUUGCGGGACAGCGAAUUGCAAGGGCUUCCUUAACUGA
Messenger RNA from Baudoinia panamericana UAMH 10762, 3840 nucleotides. RefSeq lists its product as uncharacterized. The coding region runs from base 1 to 3840 and encodes 1279 amino acids. Lineage: Eukaryota; Fungi; Ascomycota; Dothideomycetes; Mycosphaerellales; Teratosphaeriaceae. Gene Ontology annotation, cellular component: Set1C/COMPASS complex. The transcript is spliced from 3 exons. Gene Ontology annotation, molecular function: nucleic acid binding; histone H3K4 methyltransferase activity; protein binding. The record is from RefSeq and is a predicted model, not a curated record.